This is a messenger RNA of Microthlaspi erraticum, 987 nucleotides long. The record is from the annotation of a GenBank genome assembly. NCBI's taxonomy places the organism in Eukaryota, Viridiplantae, Streptophyta, Magnoliopsida, Brassicales, Brassicaceae.
AUGUCUUCUCAGAAUCACGAACGGAAAAGGAUCUAUCAAGUCUGGCCCGGUAAAAAUAGAUUUUACUUUGGGGGAAGACUAGUGUUUGGUCCAGACGCAUCUUCAAUUCUUCUGACCACAUGUAUGAUAGGAGCACCAGCUAUCACUUUCUGCAUCAGGAUGGCUAUUCUGAUCAGACAGCGCCACCCUCUAUUUCAUUUACUGAUCUUGAUUGGUGCAAUUAUUCUCACAAUCUUGGAUUUCACAUUUCUCUUCUUGACAUCUUCACGAGACCCUGGCAUUAUCCCAAGGAACAAAGAAGCUCCUUUGGAAGAAACGUCUGAGGCUGUUACCAAAUCCUUGGAAUGGGUCAGUGACAAAGUAGGGAAUGCGAAACUACCUAAAACAAAAGAUGUAAUGGUGAAUGGAAUCACCGUCAAAGUGAAGUUUUGUGAGACUUGUCAGCUUUACCGUCCUCCUCGCGCCUCUCACUGCUCAAUCUGCAACAAUUGUGUCCAGAGGUUUGAUCAUCACUGUCCAUGGGUCGGUCAAUGCAUCGCCUUGCGUAACUAUCCAUACUUCGUGUGUUUCUUGUCGUGUUCAACACUCCUCUGCAUGUACGUCUUUGUGUUCUCAUGGAUCAGCAUGCUUGGAGUCCAUGGCCAAUUCUUUAUCGUCCUCGCUGAUGACGCGAUAUUAGGUGUUCUUGUUCUCUACUGCUUUGUUUCCGUCUGGUUUGUUGGUGGACUUAGUGUCUUUCACUUCUACUUAAUCUGCACAAACCAGACGACUUGUGAGAAUUUCCGGUACCAUUACGAUAAGAAGGAAAACCCUUACCGUAAGGGGGUGUUAAAGAACUUCAAGGAGCUCUUCUUCGCAAAGAUUCCACCAUCUUUGAACAAUUUCAGAGAUUGGGCGCCAGAAGAAGAAGACGAUGUGGAGGUUGGAUCUGUUGCCUCAGAGGUAGUCAGAGCCUUUGGGACUCCAAAACACAGGAAUGAGCAGUAA